Messenger RNA from Ochotona princeps (American pika), 3536 nucleotides. It is a transcript of the gene TRIM24, whose product is annotated as tripartite motif containing 24. The record is from RefSeq and is a predicted model, not a curated record. NCBI's taxonomy places the organism in Eukaryota, Metazoa, Chordata, Mammalia, Lagomorpha, Ochotonidae. The transcript is spliced from 19 exons. The coding region runs from base 282 to 3437 and encodes 1051 amino acids. Gene Ontology annotation, molecular function: zinc ion binding; protein binding.
GUUCGACGAGCGCCUCGGCGGUUGGCGAAGCGGCCGGGGUGCUGCCUCCCCGGCGUGAGGAGCGGGGCCCCGCUGACAGAUUCCCCCAGCUUCCGGCCUCGCCACCGGGGAGGCGGCUCCCCGGGGGCCCGAGAAAGCUUCUUCGGGUGGCGCUGCCUGCCCGGCUCGCUGGUUCUCCGGCGGGUGGAGCGAGCGGCCUCUGAGGAGGAGGAGGAGGAGGAGGUGGCCGGGGUCGGCGGGCGGAGACUCCCCCUUCGCCGGCGGCCGCGGCGGGCAGGACAAUGGAGGCGGCUGUGGAGAAGGCGGCGGCGGCGGCGGCGGCGGCGGCCGCUCCGGCAGCUGCCGCCGGGGGGCCCUCGGCGACGGCGGCGGGCGGAGAGAACGAGGCCGAGAGUCGGCAGGGCCCGGACUCGGAGCGGGGCUGCGAGGCGGCCCGGCUCAACCUGUUGGACACUUGCGCCGUGUGCCACCAGAACAUCCAGAGCCGGGCGCCCAAGCUGCUGCCCUGCCUGCACUCCUUCUGCCAGCGCUGCCUGCCCGCGCCGCAGCGCUACCUCAUGCUGCCCGCACCCAUGCUGGGCUCGGCCGAGACCCCGCCGCCCGCGGGCGGCUCCCUGCCCUUCGCCACCCAAGUUGGAGUCAUCCGGUGCCCAGUUUGCAGCCAAGAAUGUGCAGAGAGACACAUCAUAGAUAACUUUUUUGUGAAGGACACUACCGAGGUCCCCAGCAGUACAGUAGAAAAGUCUAAUCAGGUGUGUACAAGCUGUGAGGACAAUGCAGAAGCUAAUGGAUUUUGUGUAGAGUGUGUUGAAUGGCUGUGUAAGACAUGUAUCAGAGCUCAUCAAAGGGUGAAAUUCACAAAAGACCACACCGUAAGACAGAAAGAGGAAGUAUCUCCAGAGGCGGUUGGUGUGACCAGUCAGCGGCCAGUGUUUUGUCCUUUUCAUAAAAAGGAGCAGUUGAAACUUUACUGUGAGACUUGUGACAAACUGACAUGUCGGGAUUGCCAGCUGUUAGAACAUAAAGAGCAUAGAUACCAAUUUAUAGAAGAAGCUUUUCAGAACCAGAAAGUGAUAAUAGACACACUAAUCACCAAACUAAUGGAAAAGACAAAAUACAUAAAAUUUACAGGAAAUCAGAUCCAAAAUAGAAUAAUUGAAGUCAAUCAAAACCAAAAACAGGUGGAACAGGAUAUUAAAGUUGCUAUAUUUACAUUGAUGGUAGAAAUAAACAAGAAAGGAAAAGCUCUCCUGCAUCAGCUAGAGAGCCUUGCAAAGGACCAUCGUAUGAAACUUAUGCAACAGCAACAGGAAGUGGCUGGACUUUCUAAACAGUUGGAACAUGUCAUGCAUUUUUCUAAAUGGGCAGUUUCCAGUGGCAGCAGUACAGCAUUACUUUAUAGCAAGCGACUGAUUACAUACCGGUUACGGCACCUCCUUCGUGCCAGGUGUGAUGCUUCCCCAGUGACCAACAACACCAUCCAGUUUCACUGUGAUCCUAGUUUCUGGGCUCAAAAUAUUAUCAACUUAGGUUCUUUAGUAAUCGAGGAUAAAGACAGCCAGCCGCAAAUGCCUAAGCAGAAUCCUAUCGUGGAACAGAAUUCCCAGCCCUCAGGUGGCUUAUCUUCCAACCAGUUAUCCAAGUUUCCAACACAGAUCAGCCUAGCUCAAUUACGACUCCAGCAUAUGCAGCAACAGGUAAUGGCUCAGAGGCAACAGGUGCAACGGAGGCCAGCACCUGUGGGUUUACCAAACCCUAGAAUGCAGGGGCCCAUCCAGCAGGGGCCCAUCCAGCAACCUUCCAUCUCUCAUCAGCAACCUCCUCCACGUUUGAUAAAUUUUCAGAAUCACAGCUCCAAACCCAAUGGGCCAGUUCUUCCUCCUCAUCCUCAGCAGCUGAGAUAUCCACCAAACCAGAAUGUACCCCGACAAACAAUAAAGCCCAACCCCUUGCAGAUGGCUUUCUUGGCUCAACAAGCAAUAAAGCAGUGGCAGAUCAGCAGUGGACAGGGUACACCAUCCACUGCCAGCAGCACGUCUUCCACUCCUUCUAGUCCUACCAUCACUAGUGCAGCAGGGUAUGAUGGGAAGUCUUUUGGAUCACCUAUGAUAGAUCUGAGUUCACCAGUGGGUGGCACUUACAAUCUUCCUUCACUUCCAGAUAUUGACUGUUCAAGUACUAUAAUGCUGGACAACAUUGGAAGGAAAGAUACUAGUAUAGACUCUGGCCAACCCAGACCACCGUCAAACAGGACGGUGCAGUCACCAAACUCAUCAGUACCUUCUCCAGGCCUUGCAGGACCUGUUACUAUGACUAGUGUACAUCCUCCAAUACGCUCACCUAGUGCCUCCAGCAUUGGGAGCCGAGGAAGCUCUGGCUCUUCCAGCAAACCAGCGGGAGCUGAUUCUACACAUAAAGUCCCAGUGGUCAUGUUGGAGCCAAUCCGAAUAAAACAAGAAAACAGUGCACCACCUGAAAAUUAUGAUUUUCCUGUUGUUAUAGUGAAACAAGAAUCUGAUGAAGAAUCUAGGCCUCAGAAUACCAGUUAUCCUAGAAGCAUCCUUACUUCCCUGCUGUUACAUAGUGGCCAGAGCUCUGCUUCUGAAGAGACUGUGGUAAGAUCUGAUGCGCCUGAUAGCACAGGAGAUCAGCCUGGAUUGCACCUGGAGAAUUCCUCAAGUGGAAAGUCUGAGUGGCUGGAUGCCUCCCAGAAGUCUCCUCUUCAUGUUGGAGAGACGAGGAAAGAGGAUGAUCCCAAUGAGGACUGGUGUGCGGUGUGUCAGAAUGGAGGGGAGCUCUUAUGUUGCGACAAGUGUCCCAAAGUAUUCCAUCUCUCUUGUCACGUGCCCACACUGACAAAUUUUCCAAGUGGAGAGUGGAUUUGUACUUUUUGCCGAGACUUAUCUAAACCAGAAGUUGAAUAUGAUUGUGAUGCUCACGGGCACAGCUCAGAAAAAAGGAAAGCUGAAAGCCUCAGUAAGUUAACACCAGUAGAUAAGAGGAAGUGUGAACGUCUACUUUUAUUUCUUUACUGCCAUGAAAUGAGUCUCGCUUUUCAAGAUCCUGUUCCUCUAACAGUUCCUGAUUAUUAUAAAAUAAUUAAAAACCCCAUGGACUUGUCAACCAUUAAGAAAAGACUGCAAGACGAUUACUCCCUGUAUACAAAGCCUGAAGAUUUUGUUGCUGAUUUUAGGCUUAUCUUUCAAAACUGUGCAGAAUUCAAUGAGCCUGAUUCAGAAGUAGCUAACGCUGGUAUAAAACUUGAAAACUAUUUUGAAGAACUUCUAAAGAACCUUUAUCCAGAAAAAAGAUUUCCUAAACUAGAAUUCGGGAAUGAAUUUGAAGAUAAUAAAUUUAGUGAUGAUUCCGAUGAUGACUUUGUACAGCCCCGGAAGAAACGCCUGAAAAGCAUCGAGGAGCGUCAGUUGCUUAAAUAAGCAGCACCGCUGGCAUGUGGCUGGUACUUAGAUUUGUUUUCCCGAAACAGCUGUCAAUCAUUUAACAACAGUACCAAGAAGAAUUUGUGACCUCUCUGA